AUCUCAGAAUCGAAGCGCUAUGUCGCGAUGUAUCUGUAUCACCGUUUCGCAAAAGAUUUACGUUGACGUUAAAUGUUUCACAUCUAAGACCUUCGUUUUAUGGAUGACGUUGAGAUAAGUAGAGCGAGCCGAUUAUUUAAGUAAAGUUGAUACGCCAUUACGUAGUUUGUAUGUACAUAAUUGUACAAAUGAUGCUCUUGCAUAAACGGUAUUCCGGUGUGUGACAGUGAAAGUGUUUCUCCUUGAAGUUUCUACUGUGAUCAUUGUCGAUGAAACUUCAAGUUAUGCAUACAAUAGAUGAAGAUUUCCCUGGCAUGUGCUUCGCUUCAACCAGAUGCGCUACCAUUGAACCAAACAAAACUUGGGAGCUUUCACCGUUCUGUGGUAGAUCAACUUGUAUAGCAGCUGACGAUAAUUCUGGUCGCCUUUUCGAACUUGUAGAAGAUUGCGGACCUUUACCAAAGGCCAAUCCAAAAUGCAAACUUUCUGAUAAAACCAACAAGACGGCCAGCUUCCCAGACUGUUGUCCGAUUUUCGAAUGCGAGGAGGGCGCCAAACUUGAAUAUCCUGAGAUUCCAACUUUGCCACCACCGACGGAAAUCUUUGAAAUUGAAAAAAUAACGGAAACGUCAACGGCGAAAGCUUAAUGCAUUGCGCACCCUAUUUUUGUUCUUUUUUGUCCCCCUCUUCCCUGAUUAUCUUAUUCGAAAGCGAAUAACACUUUUAAGCUCUCUCAAUCACGCCCGAUUUCUAAUUAGUAUCGCAUCGUAUCCUCAUCAUGGCGAAAUAGAUCGUAAUAGUGCCGUGAAUAAUUGGCCCCUGGCAACUGGUUAACAACUUGUAUCAUUAAUUUUACUUGCAAAUUUAUACGAAAUGUUACUUUCACUUCGAUUCCGGGUUAUAAUACUAUCGAUCAAAACUCGGCACAUCCGAGGAACCUUUAGAUACUUUCGUCUAAAUAUUAGAAGACAGCAAGAUCGUUAAAAUUUUUCUUAAUACAUGCUCAAUGAUUAGCUGCGCUACGCUUUUGCUGGUUCGUCAUGGUUCAAACAUAAUGCUCCUUGGUUCGUACUUAAUGCUCCUUGCACGAGAAUUUCGCCAAGCUUGCAUUUGUCGAUCCUAAUUUCCUUAGCAACAUAUGCGUUUUCACGAUUGCAACUUUCUCAUGUUAUUUCUGCACAUCACGAUUGCGAAAUCAAAAUACGAUCUUUUCGCAUUAUUAUCGUCCUUAUGUUUAUGACGUGCACCUCUCCUAAUAUAAUUAAUGUGAUCCCGCUAAUUUUCGUACUUUAUGCCAGUGAUACUGUAUAAACGAACUUGCAUAUGCAUUUUAAAUGUGUGUGAUCCUAAGUAUACUAUAAAAUAAUAAAUUAAUAUCUAUUUAAAAAAA
Messenger RNA from Vespa velutina, 1390 nucleotides. RefSeq lists its product as uncharacterized. NCBI's taxonomy places the organism in Eukaryota, Metazoa, Arthropoda, Insecta, Hymenoptera, Vespidae. The coding region runs from base 270 to 647 and encodes 125 amino acids. The transcript has 3 exons. The record is from RefSeq and is a predicted model, not a curated record.